AUGAAGGUGUUCAAUAUUGCUACGAGUGAAUUCUUGAAGAAUUUGACUUAUUUGAACCUGAGUGGUAAUGAAAUUCGCAAUGAAGGUGUCAAAUAUAUUGCUACGAGUGAACAUUUUAAUAAGUUGAUUUCGUUGAUUCUGUAUAGCAAUAGAAUUGGCAGUGAGGGUGCGAUAUAUUUUGCUAUGAGCGAAUGGUUGAAAAAUUUGACUUGUUUGGAUCUGGAUAAAAAUCAAAUUGACAGUGAAGGAGCCAAAUAUAUUGCUACGAGUGAACGGUUGAAAAAUUUGACUUGUUUGAAUCUGAGUUGCAAUAGAAUAGAUCUGUCUGACAAUCAAAUUAGUAGUGAAGAUGUCGAAUAUAUUUCUACAAAUGAGUGGUUGAAAAAUUUGACUUCUUUGGAUCUCAGUUACAACGAAAUUGACAAUGAAGGAGUCAAACAUAUUGCUAAGAGCCAAUAUAUGAAGAAGAUGUCUGAUUUGAAUCUGUGCAGCAAUAGAAUUGACAACGACGGUGCUAAAUAUAUUUCUAACAAUGGCCGGUUGAGGAUUGUGAUUGAUUGGGAUAUAAGUGACUAUGAAAGUGAUUAUGAUUGGGAUUAA
Naegleria lovaniensis is the source of this 600-nucleotide messenger RNA. RefSeq lists its product as uncharacterized. Gene Ontology annotation, molecular function: GTPase activator activity; small GTPase binding. Lineage: Eukaryota; Heterolobosea; Eutetramitea; Acrasida; Naegleriidae. Gene Ontology annotation, biological process: activation of GTPase activity; nucleocytoplasmic transport. The record is from RefSeq and is a predicted model, not a curated record. Bases 1 to 600 code for a protein of 199 amino acids. The transcript is spliced from 2 exons. Gene Ontology annotation, cellular component: perinuclear region of cytoplasm; nucleus; cytosol.